CUACGUGGCAUUACCUAACCCAUUGAAACGCAUGCGCACCCGCUCCUUAUCACUCUCCCACAUCCCCUUCGUAAUGAAAAAAAAAGAAAAGAAAGAAAAAGCAUCUAUUCCAUUUAACAAAUACAAAUAACCAGAGCCGAGAGAGAGAAAGAUAUGAGUUCAAUGGCCUCCCUUGCCUCACAGAUAUGCUCAGACAUAUCCUGUAUCUUCUCAAAACCCACCCAUCCCCACCCACCCCCGUUGGACCUCUUGCUGACGGAGCUCACCACCACAUCGGCCCAAAACGGGCGGGUCUUCCUCUACGGAGUGGGCCGAGAGGGCCUGAUGCUCAAGGCCCUCUGCAUGCGCCUCGCCCACUUGGGCCUCUCUGCCCACUUCGUCUUCGACAUGACCACUCCCCCAAUCGCCACCAACGACCUCCUCAUCGCCUCCGCUGGCCCCGGCGGAUUCUCCACCGUCGAUGCCAUAUGCAACGUGGCACGAUCCCACGGUGGUAGAGUUCUGUUGCUAACGGCUCAGCCGGAGACCGGUUCGUGCGUCAAGCAUGCGAGUGUGAUCUGUUACGUGCCGGCGCAAACCAUGGCGGAUGAUGCGGUUGAGGGCGGCGCGGUGAAAUCUCGGCCGGUGCUUCCGAUGGGGAGUUUGUACGAGGGGGCUUUGUUUGUACUGUUUGAGAUGGUUGUGUAUAAAUUGGGCGAGGUAUUGGGUGAGAGCCCUGAAGCCGUCCGAUCACGCCACACUAAUCUCGAAUGAGAUUGGUUUUUUAAUGUUUGUAAUAAUAAAUAAUUGUUACAAGGCUUUUGUAAGAAUAAAAUAAUGUUGGCUUUUUCUU
This is a messenger RNA of Corylus avellana, 832 nucleotides long. Its product is annotated as Sugar isomerase (SIS) family protein. NCBI's taxonomy places the organism in Eukaryota, Viridiplantae, Streptophyta, Magnoliopsida, Fagales, Betulaceae. Gene Ontology annotation, biological process: carbohydrate derivative metabolic process. Gene Ontology annotation, molecular function: carbohydrate derivative binding; isomerase activity. The record is from RefSeq and is a predicted model, not a curated record.